UAAUAGGGAAUGUGCUACUACUGCUGUUGCCGCCAGCAGUUUGUGGUGAUACUGGUCUGCCUGCUGUACAUACUGCUCGUGCUCAUCUUCUUCAUCAAUGUGUUCCUAGCGGAUCGCAAUAUGCACACAAAUCUAAUGCGCGCGGGCAAUCCAAUGGUCGGUGGCGGCGGUGGUGGUGGUGGCGGCGGUGUUGGUGCGGGCAUACAUCCUGGCAUGCAUCCGGGACUCCAUAAUCCGUACGAUAUGCAUGGCUAUCAUCAUUACAACAAUUAUCAUCCGCAAGUGGAUCCCAAGCAGCAGCAGCAGGCGACACGAAAAACUCCCCAACAGCAGCAGGCGGAACAGGACAUUUACUAUUAUUUCAACCACGUUUUUAGGCGGCGCUGAAAUAUAUUUCCCCCACACAAACACACACACACACACACACACUUAUAUAUAUAUAGAGUAUAUAUAUAGUCGACACAC
This is a messenger RNA of Drosophila novamexicana, 465 nucleotides long. RefSeq names its product POU domain, class 3, transcription factor 2. The coding region runs from base 10 to 387 and encodes 125 amino acids. The transcript has a single exon. Lineage: Eukaryota; Metazoa; Arthropoda; Insecta; Diptera; Drosophilidae. The record is from RefSeq and is a predicted model, not a curated record.